Molecule: messenger RNA, 3145 nt
Organism: Epinephelus lanceolatus (giant grouper)
Lineage: Eukaryota; Metazoa; Chordata; Actinopteri; Perciformes; Serranidae
Gene: toporsa
Product: topoisomerase I binding, arginine/serine-rich a
Biological process (GO): protein polyubiquitination; protein monoubiquitination
Molecular function (GO): ubiquitin protein ligase activity
Source: RefSeq, a predicted model, not a curated record
UACAAAUGUAGGAUAUGGAGGGAGUGUUGGCUCCGGGGCUUGUAAAGAGCUGCUCCUGAAUGAGAAAUAUUCGGAAGUGAAUGGUUUUCUACACGACGGAGAGGGCUAAUCAUUUGCCAACAGCGUACGUGUCCGAAGAAGCCAAAAAACAUGUCAGCAAUCAAGAUUGCCCUGCAGCAGAGCCAGAAGAGGGGCAGAAGGAAAACCUCUGAGACAAUGUCUGCAGAGGUGUCACCAGACUCCAAGUGUCCCAUCUGUUUGGACAUAUUCAACAAUAUUUCUUACCUGGAUCUCUGCCUGCACAAGUUCUGUUUCCGCUGUAUUCAUGAGUGGUCCAAGAACAAGGCUGAGUGCCCUCUAUGCAAACAGCCGUUUCAUUCAAUCUAUCACAGUAUAAAAUCGGAGCAAGACUUCAAGAAGUAUGACCUUCGGCCGGUGGAAAGUACCUCUUUUGGGACUUUUCAGGGAGUGCGAUUUAGAUACCGCACAACUCUUACCGGGGUCCAUCGACAGAUGCGAGGAAGGACCUCUCCACCUCCAGAUAACGGAGUAAUGUUUGAAGCCUCAGCAAAUGCUCCACAACAGCCGCAGGACCGUUACAUCCGGCGAAUGAUGAUGAGGUUGGCAGCCAAGAGGAGAGCAGCGAGUGAAGGCAGGGCUGUGAACAAUGUCAGAGAGCAGGAAAUGGUGAAUUUCAGGAGGGAACUGUAUCGACGGGGAGUGAGGGUUCGGAAUGUCCGGGAUGGUGGCCGCUCUCGAGACACCUCAGCUGAGUUUUUCCGACGUAAUCCUGCUUGCCUGCAUAGACUGAUCCCCUGGUUAAAAAGAGAACUCAUUGUGCUGUAUGGAGCCCACGGCUCUUUGGUCAACAUAGUUCAACACAUCAUCAUGUCACGCAUUACACGUUACGACAUGGAGGAUGGAGCUAUUCUGGAAGAGCUCAGGCCAUUCCUCCAGGGGCGCACAGAGCACUUUCUGCAUGAAUUCAUCAGCUUUGCAAAGUCCCCCUUCAAUAUGGAGGCCUAUGACCAGCAUGCUGCCUACGACUACCCAGCCCCUUCCUCAAAUGAAGGCAGCAGCUCCAAUUCAUCUGUAAUAGCUAUCUCAGAGGAUGAAGAGCACUCGGCGGAUUUGGACCCGCCAGGAGACUCCACUUCUACUCUGAGCCACUCUGUGUGGGAUGAUGAGACGCCUGGGCCAUCAUACUCCACGACAGCAGAGCAGAGCAGGGCAGAGUGUCUGUCAGUCCUUGACUCAGACUCAGACAGCAGUUUAGAGGAGGAGACACGUGAGUCUAGGGCCUCUUCACAGCAAGUGAGUCCUCAUAACCAAACAGACAUGAUCCAGGGUGAAGUUAACAACGAAGAGUGUCCGUCUUAUGACAGCGAUGACUGUGUUAUUGUUGGUUAUGUUAAGCCAACAGCAGAGAGAACGCCCGAGCUGGUCCAUCUCUCCUCUAACUCCGAUGAGUCUGACUGUGAAGAUAUUAAAGCAGUGCCUCUACUACCUCAGCACAUCCGCUUCUGCAGUCUGAGUCCUGUAGCUUCACAGAGUAGUGAUCCAAGUGGUGCUGGACAGUCAGAAAAUGUAGAUUCAGAACAUUGUCAUCCUUUGGCUUUAAGAGAAAGCUGUAGCUCUUCGACAUCCAGGAGGCACAAGACGUCCAGUAAGUCAGACAGAAAAGAUACAGACAGAAGAUUUGAGUGUAAUGAUAGAUCUAGGGACAGGCACUGGUCAAAGGACGGAGACCGUUGGAGAAAGAGGAGGUCGAGAAGUUCAGAGCGCAGGCACUCUACCAGGAGCUUGGUGAUCUCAAAAUGUGACCGUAAUUAUAAAAAGAGGGACAGUGAUAGCAGCUAUCAGUCAUAUAGGCAUUACUGCGAAGAGAGAAAUAAUAGUGGGAUGCAUUACACGGAGAGGCGGUCCUACUAUUACAGUAGCCGCAAAUACUCUGAUCGGCACUCCCAUUCCAGGAGCCGCAGCAGGGACUUGCGGAGACGAGACAGGAGGCACUCUCGUUCUCGUACUCCUUCCAGCAGUCGCUCCCCUUCGAUGAAAAGGAGGCCUCACAAUGACAAGCCCGGCGGAAAGAGAAAAUACAAAACGAGACAUUUGGAGGAAGCGUCCAAAAAAGAACUUUCCAAUUCAAAUGCUGAAGGUGACUCCCCUGUAAAACACAAGAAAAAGAGCAAAGAGAAGCAUUGCAAAAAAUCCAAAGACAGGUCGAGGAAGACCAGCAGGAGCCUCAGUGUGGAGCUCGUCAACGAGGAAAACUCUCACGAGCGAAGCAAGCGCCACCACAAGAAAAAGAAGAAACACAAGAAGAAAAGCAAAAGGCACAAGAGUAGUGAACGCACUGAGAAGCACUCACCUGCUGUCAUCACCAUUGAUAGUGACAGUGACUCUUGUGCUCAUGACACCCAGACAAGCAGCGGUAAUAAGGACAACCCCAUCAGCAGUACCACAGAUGACCCAGUGGACCCAUCCCCUCUGGACACGCUUGAGUAGUUAAUUGGAAUUUCAGAUUCUAGCUGUGUGUGGUGGGAACUGAUGGAUUCACACUCAGCUGCUAAUGUCUGCCAGCAGUAUUUUUGAUCAAAUCAAUGUUCAGUAUGUUGAAGUUCCCCAGAUGUUGAAGGAUAUAGUUUCAUAUGUAUCCCUUUACAUGCCACCAAAGUGUUUUCUACUGAGACAGUUGACAGGACGCUGGCUUACAUGACGAACGCAGAUAUCUGUAGUGAACUGAAAAGUUGUCAGCAUCGGAUAAAUGACCAUGUUUUAAAGACCAUCACGGUCUGGUUUCUUGACUGUGUUCACAAACACCUAAAACAAUCCUAUUCUAUGUGCCAAGUGCCACUAUGAACAGAAUGGAAUUAAAUUAGGAGUUGCAUAUCUUUUUUUUUAAAGUGUCAAUUCUUAUUCAGGAAAUUUUCUUUAAUGGAUGUAUUUUAUUUCUAUGGUGCUCUCAGGGAUAAUAUUGAUUACAGUGAUUUUUCUUUUUUGUCAUCAUAAGUCCGCUAUAUUCUCGAGGCAAAACAAUUCCUACCUGCUGCACAUGGAGUAGUACUUAUACACAAGUGGUGUUUGGAUUUCAGAAUGGGUUCUUUUGUAUUGGAAUUUAUUUAAAAUAAAUUGUAAAGAGCAA